This is a messenger RNA of Spinacia oleracea (spinach), 1674 nucleotides long. RefSeq lists its product as uncharacterized. The transcript has a single exon. Gene Ontology annotation, molecular function: S-adenosylmethionine-dependent methyltransferase activity. Bases 162 to 935 code for a protein of 257 amino acids. The record is from RefSeq and is a predicted model, not a curated record. Lineage: Eukaryota; Viridiplantae; Streptophyta; Magnoliopsida; Caryophyllales; Amaranthaceae.
GGCAAUUGGCCAAUUGUUAUAAAACCCUCCUCAUUGGUUGACUUCCGAUCCUCUAUUUGGCCUCCUUCAUUCCUUCAUUCUCUCUCCACCAUUCCAAGUCAAGAGAGAGAAAAUCAAAACAAAACAAAAAACACAAAAACAAAAACAAAAACCAUGCAAAUAUGAAACUCAACAACCAAACACCACCACCCGUCACCCCCAUACUCCUCCGCUACUUCACCGUCUCUCUCUUCCUCUUCCUCCCUCUCCUCCUCCUCCUCUUCACCCUCAAAACCACCCCUUCCACCACCAUCAUAACCACCACCACCACCAUCACCACCAACCCUGCAGGUAUCCGUAUCCGACCCGGGUACACAACCUACGACUCCUACAUCAAAAAACAACUCAACAAAACCCUCAACCCAAAACUCCGCCACCUUUGGAAAACCCGAGACUGGGAUCGCAAAAUACAAGUCUUCACCACCUUCUUCUCAAAACUCAAACACCACUCGUUACUCACCAACUCGUCUAAAUCUCUUUGCAUUGGCGCCCGUGUAGGGCAGGAAGUGGAAGCGCUGCGCCGUGUCGGGGUGGCGGAUUCUAUUGGUAUCGACCUCGUGCCGUGUCCUCCGUUAGUCAUCCAUGGUGACUUCCAUAGACAGCCGUUUCCCGAUGACACGUUCCUUUUUGAGUUCUCUAACGUGUUUGAUCACGCGCUUUAUCCGGCGAAGUUCGUCGGAGAAAUCGAACGGACGUUAAAGCCCGGCGGAGUUUGUGUCCUACAUGUGGCGCUUUCUACCAAGUCUGAUAAGUACUCGGCUAAUGAUUUGCUUGGUGUUGAGCCCUUGGUCAAGCUGUUUAAAGGGUCGGAUUUGGUUCGGGUCCAAAAAGUUGACGGGUUCGGGUUAGACACCGAGGUAAUUUUUCGGAAGAAAGAGAAAAUUUCAUUAGAAUAAGUUACUACGUACUAAGUUAAAUACUUAUUACCAAAUCAUUGAGUUAUUAGAGAGAAUCCCAAUCCAUAUUUACGGGUUCUAUUUAUUUAUUUUUGGGCAUGAAGAAAUGUCCAUAACAAGGUUUUUCUCUACUCUUUGUGUGAUUUUUUCAGCCAGUCUCCUAUAAAAUAUAUUGUCUGACACUUAAUUAAUUAUCAGACCAUGUGUAUUAAUAUGUCAACUGAAUAGGAGGUAAGUGGCAAUGCACAUGGUUCACACUGUCAGACCAUCAGUUACAAGAUUAUUUGUAUGAUUUUUUAAGAAGAAAUGGUUAGUGAUUAAAGUAUUUUUUUUCAAUUCUUAAGAUUGUUAAAGUAUUUUUUUUUCCAAUUCUUAAGCUUUUCCAUAAAUACUUUGAUUAGAUUGUUUUUUACGUUAGCAAAUCAAAAUCUUUGGCACAUUCAUAAUUUAAUUAAAGAUAAAUGAAAGUAAUGAUAGCCAUAAAAUCAUGUUGUUCUUUGCUUUUUAAUUACUCUUAUUAUGUAAAUAUAUUUUAAUCACACUUUUCUUUAAUCUUUAAUGACAACUGUGAUUCUUCGUACUAAUAGAAAUAAUUAGAAUUGAUUUAGGUUGCUAAAUUUCAAUUAGUGUUAAUUGCAUGCUUCACUACACUUUUUCUCGACAAUUAGUCAAUUUUCGUACUUAUAUAGUUACUUACAUAAUCUGUCGAGUGCUUCCUCUGAAUAUGUGCAAAAGCAAU